This is a messenger RNA of Uloborus diversus, 3355 nucleotides long. Its product is annotated as tetraspanin-9-like. The coding region runs from base 229 to 960 and encodes 243 amino acids. Gene Ontology annotation, cellular component: membrane. The transcript is spliced from 9 exons. The record is from RefSeq and is a predicted model, not a curated record. Lineage: Eukaryota; Metazoa; Arthropoda; Arachnida; Araneae; Uloboridae.
CUCUUUUUACUCGUUCAGAACAGAAUAGGAAAUUAUGUCCGAGUUCCACGCGGUCCAGCAUCCAAUUCUUCCAGUGCUCCAUGUGUUUUGAUCUGGUGUCCCGUCCGGAUAUUUGUGAAUUCAAUUUUCAAUUUUGAAUACCAUGUCAUAAAACGCGAACGCGUUUCCCGUUCUCUGGCCGUGUGGUGUUUGUUUGUUUACAUUCGAAAAUAUAUUGUGACUUGAAAGAUGGGCAUGAUGAGGAGCUGCGCAAGGCACAGUGUUUGCUUCCUGUCUUUCACCAUGUGGAUGGCGGGUUGCGCCCUUAUUGGCUGCAUGUUGUGGAUUCUGGCGACAUCUCCAGCUUUGCGAGAUUUCUUCAUGGGGACGACGAUAUUUUCCUAUGUUGUCAUGGGAAUCGGUGGAGUUUUAUUCCUCAAUGGCCUUCUUGGAUGGAUUGGCUCUUACAGAAGAGGAAACUGCGUUAUGAAACUCUUUUUACUAGUUGCUGUCCUGACUGUAGCAGCAGAAAUCGGAGGAAUCGUUGCAUUCAAUAUUUUAAAUUUGAAGACGACAGAUAUACUUGAAAAUGGAUGGAAAGAGGUUAAUGAAGACGCAAAAAAUAUUAUUCAGAAUCAGCUGCAUUGCUGUGGUUACCAAGGCCCUGAAGAUUUCACAGCAAACACGAACCCUAUUCACGAGAGCUGCUACACUAAAUUAACACCGGGCAGCUCCAACUCAUCAACUACGGAAGUUCGGAAACUAAACAGGGUUGGUUGUAAAGAACGAUUACUCGAGUGGUUUUAUACGAACAAAUAUAUAUGGAUAAGCAGUCUAGGCGGCGUGCUAUUAUUUCAGGUUGCCAGUGUACUUUUUGCGGUUUAUCUCAUCAAUCAGUUGGGUCGAUCAAGGCGGUCCUCAGCGGAAUCUCUUGACAUGGAUGUGGAUCCAAUGACUCACCAUCCUCAACCUUACUUUUGACUAGUGCCAGCAUGGCAAGAUCAGUUUCUUACUGGUUAUCAGUAUAGAGAGAAAUAUUAAGCUAAAUAAUUCUCUUGACAUCGUUAAUGAACAGUGAAGAUGCAGUUAGAUGUGUACACUAUAGCAGUCUAUGUCCAGGUGCAACUGUAGACUACGGUCAGUGGAGAUUCUGUUGAAUUGCACAGAACUGUUUUGUUUGUGCUGCGACUGGAUUCUUUUAAGUAAAGUCUUUUAAGGAGUUCUGAAAAGAAAAUAAUUUUCAUCUUUAGCAAAGAAAUCCAGACGGUUUCAUCUAUGCUCAAGGGGUAAAAUUGACAGAAAAAAAUCCUUGGAGUUCAAUUCAAAUGAAGGCGGAUGGUUGGUGAUUUUUUUUCCUGCUUCUUUUGAAUCUAAAAAUUCUUCAGAAAGUCAUCUUUUAACCACAGUUCUGUAAUUAUGCAUCUAAUUAUUCCUUUUAAGGCAUUAAAUACAUAGUUUAAUAUAUUUUAUUUGAUCUCAAAAUUGAAAAUUUGCUUGAGAAAAUGAUACAAAUGUCCUCAUAUUUUAUUUAUUUAAAACAUAAUGCAAUUUUAUGUCCUUAUAAUAUGUUUUUAUAAUGCAAUGUCCUAAUCAGUGCUUGUUGAUUGCGCUGUAAUGAAUUUGAAAAACCGAUCGAAUAUGCUGGACACUAGACUACAUUUUUUACAUUUGUAUUCACUAAAUUCAAAUAAAAUGUAUGGCAAUGUAUUAUAUGCCUUUUUACUUGUGAAGGUUAAAAAAAAAAUCAGUACUAAAUUCAAACAAGUUGUAUAUUUUUCAUGGCAAUGAAAUGUGGCAAUGCAAAUGUAUGCUUUUUCUAUUUGUAAGUUAUUUGAUCUUCAUUUGGGAAAAAGUGGAUGAUGAACCUUUUAUGACGAAUUAGUUUUUUAGCAUUAGAUUUCUUUUUUAAUUUAGAAACAGAUAAAUUGAUUAUUUUACCAUAAAAUGAAUCGAAAUUUUUUAAAUAUAUGUAUUAUGGUACUUCAUAUUUUAAGCUAAAACCAAGGCCUGGCGUGACACUUUUACAAAACUUUUAAAGCAUUCCAGCUUCAGAAAACAAUGCUGGCGUUUUUGUUUGUCUCUUUUCUUUUUCAAAUCGCAUUCUGAAAUUUAUUUGCAUUAUUGAACUAAUAAAGCACUAGAAAAUUAACAAGAUCCCACUCCAAUAAAUGUAUUAUAUCUACUACAUUUUAAACGUUUUGCCUAGAAUGUCCAGAUAACUACAUUUUAUUCGAAUUUAUGAUAAAUAACGCAUUUCAUUCCGAGAAAGACUAGUUCCGCGCAAAUGACGAAGAUCACCUGAGUUUUUAAAAAGACUGAGAGUUAAAAACAUGCGUUUAUGUUACUGCAAACGUAAAAUAGAUAAAGAAUUUAUAAAAAUCACAUAUUUCCUUCCCUCGUGUAAUCAACUCCGAACAGUUUCUUAGAAACAGAGGCAAAUAUGAAGACUGACGACCGUUACAGUGUUACGACACUAAAAUUUGACGCAUGUUCUUUGCAUCAUUUCAAAUGUUAAAAUAAAUAGCUGUUUGAUUGCGGAAAAUAUUUGCAGAAACUUGACUAUUACAUUUAUUCUAGGAAACUCUCCCGUCCCCUUCACGGCAAAACAAAUUUUGGUCUUUACUUAAAAUGCCUUCUUAAUAACAAAAAAAUAACAAAAAAAAAAAAAAACGCAUACAUGAAGAAAAUAUUUCAUGCUGUAAACUAUCUUUAUAUCUCAAAUUCAUCAACACUAUCAGCAGUGGCGUUGUUAUGGGAAGGGGGGCGGUCCCCUGCGUGUCCCAAAGUGAAAUUGCAAAUUUUUGAAAAAUAUAAAGCUAAAAUUCAUUUUUAAGACUACAAAUUUGAAAAAUUUCCCGGGGUGGGGUGUCACCACAAAUUCUCGCCCCGGGUGUCACCCAUGCUAGGUACGCCACAGCUAUUAGUUACAUCUUUUAAAAACCAUCUCAUCAACAGUUCAUAAAAAUUCACCAUCACUGUCGGGCGGCUACUUUCAUGUAGGUUUAUCAUCGCAGUUAAAAUCAGAAAAUUUUUCUAAUACUGAAUCUUACUCUAUUUGAAAUAUUUUAAUAAUACUAUCAGACGCGUAUAAUCGAAUCUCUACAUUUAAGUUACAUAAUUCUUUAGAAUGUUUCUCAUCGUUGAAGCUUUCUGACUAGAAACACAGUAAAAAUAUGGUUUCAACGAAGUUUCUAAGUAAUGAUAGUAUCAAUUGGCGUUCAAAAAUACCCAUAUUUAUUACUCCAUAACUCUCAGGGGCGGAUACAGACUACCAUUUUAGGGGGUCAUGCUGAAGAAUGUCCCCCCCCCCCACACAAACGAACCUACGGUUUUGGGUACAAAAAAUUCUAAAACUGCUUGGAUGUCAAUAAAAACC